GAGAAAUCACUUUGCCUUCGAUGCGGAGGAGACGAUGAGACAGGAGAUCGCCUCGUCUUAUGUGAGAAUUACGACACAUGCGGAGGAGCUUAUCAUUUGGCGUGUCUUGAUACCCCUCUGCGGCAGAUACCUUCUGGAGACUGGUUUUGUCCAACUUGU
This is a messenger RNA of Guillardia theta CCMP2712, 159 nucleotides long. RefSeq lists its product as hypothetical. The transcript has a single exon. NCBI's taxonomy places the organism in Eukaryota, Cryptophyceae, Pyrenomonadales, Geminigeraceae. The annotation marks the transcript as partial. The record is from RefSeq and is a predicted model, not a curated record.